Messenger RNA from Myotis daubentonii (Daubenton's bat), 2646 nucleotides. RefSeq names its product SCY1 like pseudokinase 1 (gene SCYL1). Gene Ontology annotation, molecular function: protein kinase activity; ATP binding. Gene Ontology annotation, biological process: protein phosphorylation. Lineage: Eukaryota; Metazoa; Chordata; Mammalia; Chiroptera; Vespertilionidae. The record is from RefSeq and is a predicted model, not a curated record.
GCCCAGGCCCCGCCCCGCCCCGGCUCGGGCUGCCGAGGACCCGGAGUAGAGGCGCCCGAGCCCGCGGCGCGGGGACGAUGUGGUUCUUUGUCCGGGACCCGGUCCGGGAUUUCCCGUUCGAGCUCAGCCCGGAACCUGCCGAGGGCAGCCCGCCGGGGCCCUGGGCGCUGCACCGCGGCCGCAAGAAGGCCACCGGCAGCCCGGUGUCCAUCUUCGUGUACGAUGUGAAGCCUGGCGCCGAAGAGCAGACCCAGGCGGCCAAAGCUGCCUUCAAGCGCCUCAAAACGCUCCGGCACCCCAACAUUCUGGCCUUCAUCGACGGGCUGGAGACAGACAAAUGCGUCCACGUAGUGACAGAGGCCGUGACUCCGCUGGGCGUGCACCUCAGGACGCGAGCAGAGGCUGGUGGCCCCAAGGAGCUGGAGCUGUCCUGGGGGCUGCACCAGAUUGUGAAAGCCCUCAGCUUCCUCGUCAACGACUGCAGCCUCAUCCACAACAACGUCUGCAUGGCCGCUGUGUUUGUGGACCGUGCCGGCGAGUGGAAGCUCGGGGGCCUGGACUACAUGUACUCGGCCCAGGGCAAUGGCGGGGCGCCCCCCUGCAAGGGGAUCCCCGAGCUCGAGCAGUAUGACCCUCCAGAGCUGGCUGAUAGCAGUGGCAGAGCCGUCCGAGAGACGUGGUCAGCCGACAUGUGGCGCUUGGGCUGCCUCAUCUGGGAAGUCUUCAACGGGCCCCUACCUCGGGCCACUGCCCUGCGCAACCCCGGGAAGAUCCCCAAAUCGCUGGUGCCCCAUUAUUGCGAGCUGGUUGGAGCCAACCCCAAGAUGCGUCCCAACCCAGCCCGCUUCCUGCAGAACUGCCGGGCACCCGGUGGGUUCAUGAACAACCGCUUUGUGGAGACCAACCUGUUCCUGGAAGAGAUUCAGAUCAAAGAGCCGGCUGAGAAGCAAAAGUUCUUCCAAGAGCUGAGCAAGAGCCUAGACUCGUUCCCCGAGGAUUUCUGCCGGCACAAGGUGCUGCCCCAGCUGCUGACUGCCUUCGAGUUUGGGAAUGCGGGGGCUGUGGUCCUCACCCCCCUCUUCAAGGUGGGCAAGUUCCUCAGUGCUGAGGAGUAUCAGCAGAAGAUCAUCCCUGUCGUUGUCAAGAUGUUCUCAUCCACUGAUCGGGCCAUGCGCAUCCGCCUCCUACAGCAGAUGGAGCAGUUCAUCCAAUACCUUGAUGAGCCAACAGUCAACACCCAGAUCUUUCCCCACGUCGUGCAUGGCUUCCUGGACACCAACCCUGCCAUCCGGGAGCAGACCGUCAAGUCCAUGCUGCUCCUGGCCCCGAAGCUGAACGAGGCCAACCUCAAUGUGGAGCUGAUGAAGCACUUCGCUCGGCUGCAGGCCAAGGACGAGCAGGGCCCCAUCCGCUGCAACACCACCGUCUGCCUGGGAAAAAUCGGCUCCUACCUCAGCGCCAGUACCAGACACAGGGUCCUCACCUCCGCCUUCAGCCGGGCCACUAAGGACCCGUUUGCACCGUCUCGGGUUGCCGGUGUUCUGGGCUUUGCUGCCACCCACAACCUCUACUCGAUGAAUGACUGCGCCCACAAAAUCCUGCCCGUGCUCUGUGGCCUCACUGUGGAUCCCGAGAAAUCUGUGCGGGACCAGGCCUUCAAGGCCAUUCGAAGUUUCCUUUCCAAACUGGAGUCUGUGUCAGAGGACCCCACCCAGCUGGCCGAAGUGGAGAAGGAUGUCCAUGCCGCCUCCAGCCCUGGAAUGGGAGGAGCCGCAGCCAGCUGGGCAGGAUGGGCUGUGACAGGGGUCUCCUCGCUCACCUCCAAGCUGAUCCGUGCACACCCCACGGUUGCCCCAGGGGAGCCCAAUGUCUCCCAGAGACCCACGCCUGAGGGACUUCCUGCCCCGGCUCCUACCCCUGCCCCUCCCACACCCGUUACCUCAGGACACUGGGAGGCACAAGAGGAGGGCAAGGACACAGCAGAGGACAGCGGCGCUGCCGACAGAUGGGAUGACGAAGACUGGGGCAGCUUGGAGCAGGAGGCCGAGUCUGUAUUAGCUCAGCAGGACAACUGGAGUACUGGGGGCCAAGCCAGCCGCGCUGGGCAGACCAGCAACCCUGACCACAAAUCUCCUGAGUCGGACUGGAGCAGCUGGGAAGCUGAGGGCUCGUGGGAGCAGGGUUGGCAGGAGCCAAGUCCCCAGGAGCCACCCCCUGUGGGCACUCAGCUGACCAGCGAGUAUAACUGGGGUGGACCAGAGCCCAGUGACAAAGGCGACCCCUUUGCUGACCUGUUGGCGCGUCGGGAGGUUGGCACCCAGCCAAGACCUGAUUCAUGGGGUGAUGACAACUGGGGUGAUGAUGGCCUGGAGACCGAGAGCCGGCAGGCGAAGGCGGAGCUGGCCCGGAGGAAGCGGGAAGAACGUCGGCGGGAGAUGGAAGCCAGACGUGCUGAGAAGAAGGCCGCAAAGGGCCCCAUGAAGCUGGGGACCCGGAAGCUGGACUGAACUGCUGGUGUGGGCGCCCCGGCCACGGGGAGCAGCCCAUGGAUGUAUUUAUUGUACAAACCAUGCCAGCCCGGCCAGCCCGGCCAGGCACACCUCACAUGUACAUAAUCAGCCACAAUAAAUCCUAUUUCACACCCCU